UGUCUCGCAGCGUGUGCGUCUAUGUCGUCGGGUGAAGAUCGAACACACCACUGGCUGUUGACCAGCCCAGGACCUGGGGAGGGUAUAGUAGAGGAUGAUCCCAUGGCACAGGAGCCUUCAUCUGGUGACCAGCUGCAGGCAUCUGGUGAUGCACUAGAUGAUCCUCUUGCCCCAAGUAGUAGUGAUGCCCCUGAUGAGGGGAUUGUAUCUUCACCAGUUAAUAGCCUUGACUUAGACCGGGACUCACCAAUGGGUGGAGGGUUAGAUGAUGAGGAAGAUGGUGGUCCACCUAGCAUAGAAACUCAGCCUCCCGACCACGUUGAUGACCUUGAAGUAUCGGGUAUAACCUCUACAUGGAUAAGCACUGGUGGUAGUCACUAUGGGAACUCACAUCCAGGGCUAGGAUACUCUAUCCUCAAUAGUGAUCUUCCUGAUACUGCUGAUUCUACAGGGCUAGGAGAAAUGCCGGGCCUAGAACCAGGCGACUUUGGGGUUGGACCAGUGUAUGGUCCUCAGCUGCCUGGGCCCUUCAAUAGUCCUGUGCACGAGUCAUCAUCAGUAGCAUAUGGUGAUGUUGCUGAUGAGAAUGCAGUUGGAGGAAUAUGUGGGCUGCGUAAUUUAGGAAAUACAUGUUUUAUGGCGGCAGGGAUACAGUGCCUGGUGAACACUCCUCCCAUUGCUCAGUACUUCUUCAGACACCACCAUGAUAACCUAAAUACAAAGGACUCUUUAGCUGGUCAGUUCUCACAGUUGACAAAUAAGAUCUGGUGUGGCAAAUACUCUUCUCUCAGACCUGCAGAUUUUAAAGAUGCAUUUGGACAGCAGUGGAGAGAUUUCCGUGAUUACAGACAGCAUGAUUGUCAAGAAUUUGUUACUCUCCUCCUAGAAGCUUUGCGGAAACAAAUGUGUGUGACAGAUGAUGGAGGAGGUGGUACUGAAAAUGAGGAUGAGGAGAAAAAUGAAGCCAAGGGACAACUGGCCAAUAUUGAUAACAGUGGGAUGGCCAGCAGUAGUAGCAGUAGCAGCAGCAGUAACAGCAACAGCAGAAGCAGCAGUAGUAGUACCAGUAGUAGUAACAGACCAAGUGGAAGCAGGGGUAGCCACUCAUACUCCUCCCCCUCCUCCCCUCAGUCACCUCAUUGUCCAACUUCACCACAGUCCCCACACUGUCCAACAUCACCUCAGUCACUUCAUUCACUCAAACAACCUCUGGAGCUCCGCAGUGAUCCCCAAGAGGAAGCAGUAGGCUUAGACAGUGGUGCUGCCUCUCCAAAGAGUAGUGUGUCCAGCAGUUCAGUGGAUGCACACCUUGUUAACCUGAGACUACAACCUAUACCUGAAGAAGUCCGUGCUUUAAUUCCCUCACGCAUGAAUGCAUCCUGUGAUGACUUGUCCCUUGCUGGUACCACAAGUUGUCAUGAUGCAGAGAGCGUUGCCUCGGAUAUGUCUGACCCAGCAGAAGUUGGUGGAAGCAGCAGUGUGAGGCGUUACAAUCAGCUGGGUGUGACAGAUGUGUGUGAUAGUUCUGACUGUGAUAGUAGCACUGCUCAUAAUCUGGUGCCAGCCCAUCGCCUCCAAACACUGCACUGUGAUAGCUCUUCUGCCUUAGAGAAGAACCAACUCAAUGAUUCUCAAGGUAUGGAGAAGAACCAGUGUUCGGAAGCAUCCAGGCUCGAAGAAAAUGAACGGAACAACCUUGGAUCUCCCCCUGAGUCACAUCUCUCUCUGGUCAAACUAGAGGACAUCAUGAAAGAGACUAAAACAUCAAAUGUUAAUGUAUUGGUGAAGGAUAACCCUGCAAAUAAUGAACUUUUAUUUGACUCAGAGAAAUAUGCCAAAUAUGAUAAGUCCAGAUUGAAAAAUAGCUUGGAUAAUUUGAAUAAGUCUGGAGUAAAAAGGGUGAAAGAGGUAAACCUUCUGCAUGAUAAAAGAGGGUACCAACCAAUGGAUGUUGAAGGGGAGUAUGAUGAUGAUCUAGAAGAUGGGCAAGAGCUUGCAAUCAAUAAACGUAUGCGUCUAGAUGAAAAGAAUAUUCAGUACGAGUUGGAGAGAUAUCAAGUUUCAUCGGCUGAGCAAAGUGUUGAUAGCUCAGCCUCUACCUCUGGUGUUGACACUCAGGUAGCCCCAGCACCUUCAAUUUCUUCACAUGAACAGCGUCAGGCAGAUUUAACUUGGCGAUCUUUUGUGGGUGAUGCAAAGAGUGCUGUGGUGGACACCUUCUAUGGACAGUUUAAGAGCUCGCUGGUAUGUUCUGUGUGUGGGCAUACAUCAGUGAAAUAUGACCCUUUUGGAACCCUCUCUGUGCCUCUACCAUAUGCUAAUCAGAUCCAGAUUUCUGUGACUUACGAACCAUAUGAAGGUAGCAUUCCCACACGCUACCUUAUCACCCUCUGUAAGGUGUCUUAUGUCAGUGACCUUAAGGCAGCCUUGUGUAAGAUGGUUGGCUUAAACACUGCAGAAAACCUUGUGACUGCAGAGGUAUUUGACAAUCAUAUUGCUCGAAUUGUGGAGGACAGUUACAUGACCAAAUUCUUGAAUUACAACCUACGAAGUAUUUAUGGCUUCCUGUUAGCACCACCUCCCCCCAGUGCAGAUGAGGAAGAAGAAAUGCAUACUGCUGAAGAUGCAAAAUCUGAGGAAAAUGGUGAUGCAGAGAAGGAAUCAGAGAGUCAGGGAUGCUCCAGUGGCAGUACGGGUACUAAUGGUGCCAGUGGAGGUGCCAGCGGAGGUGCCAGUGGGAGCACCAGUGGGAGCGGAAGCAAUCUGUGGCGGCCAUGCAACAUUUGCCUUGAGGAGAUGUGUCAGACAGAACUUAGAACUCAUCACACUUGCGAGGAUUGCUUGCUGUGUGACGGUUGCAUUGAGAUGUCAUGUAAACAUCAUGGUGGAGAGAGUCUGCCUUGUCCUGUAUGUCAGACAUCCUUAUCUCCUUCUGAUCUCAUACCUGUGGAGAAGAGAAAGAUGGAAAAACCAAAGGCUAGAUUAUUACGGGUACCCUUAGUUUUUCGGAUGGACCAGGAGAGUGACAACAAUAACAAGCGGUGCAUGCAAUUGUUGGGUCAUCCAAGUUUACUUGCCUUGCCUUCACGGCUGCGGCCUGCUACUCUAACACGUACUUUAGCACCUAGAAUACCAGCUGGAACGCAGUAUUCCUUGCUGUUUGUUGAUGGGCGGGGUUACAACUGCUCUCGGUGCCUAUUCUCAUCACACUGCCGUGGUUGUGAGGUCUUAGAUGGUCCGGAAGUAGUUCUGCAGGCAGGAGACACAUUGUGUGUACGCUUCACAAGCCUUACACCAGAACAGUGUCAUGCUCUUGCUGCAACCACGGAUCAUCCCUCUCUGAAUGAUAUGAGACAGAAUGAUCCAUUAACCCUGUAUGACUGUCUAAGAGCAUUUACUCAAAGUGAAACCCUUGAAGAAACAGAUUCAUGGUUUUGUCCAAAAUGUGAGCGGAAGCAGCAGGCAACAAAGACAAUAUCUGUGUGGCGAUACCCUCCCUACCUCAUAAUACACUUAGAAAGAUUUCUGUUCCAUGGUACAAUGAGCACCAAGUUAGAUGACAAAGUCAUCUUCCCACUUGAUGGGCUUGAUGUGUCUGACUUUGUGUCCAGAGAGACGAGCACCAGCCAACUGUACAAUCUCUAUGCUUGUGUCUGCCAUGCAGGAGUUGCACAAGCAGGGCACUACACAGCUUUUGCUCGUAGUCCGGUAACAGGAGAAUGGCAUUACUUUAAUGAUGACUCAGUAACACGGCAGAAGCCUCGGGAGGAGGAGUACUCGUCUGCAUACCUUCUUUUCUAUCAUAGACAAGGCACAAAGUUUGAUCUUAGCCUACCCAAGAAAUUUGCCUUCGUAGACAAUGGUGCGCCCAAGAAUGUUGCUGACUGUGAUGACCAGGAGGCAGCGUGUAGCAGUGGUACCAACAACAAAAUUGAAGUUGACAUGUAUGAUCCUCAAUGUAACUAGAAUAUUAAUCUAUGAGCUGAAUUUUUAAAGAAUAUUAUUUAUUUUCUGUUGUAUAGUUAUCUUUUUUUAUAACUUGAGGGAUAUUGCUAUUAGAAUGUAGAAAUAAUAAAAUAUUUCAUUUGGACGAAAUUCAUGUCAGUAACUUCCAGCUGUCCCACUGUUUCCUCUUAUCUAUUUUAGAAUUAUUUUCCCCCCAAUUUUCUUUGGGAAACGCGAUUACUUUCAGGCAAAGAGAGCCAGUAGACAGUAUGGAACAUUUACUGAUAAAACAUUCCUAAAUUGACUUUAAUGCAAAAAUGAGAAAAAAAACAUGAAAGGUUCCAUAAUGCUAUACUGUUUAUAACUAUGGGAAUGUGACCCUACAUGUGGGAAAAUAUGAUGGCGCAAGGUUAUUACAUUGACAACACAACCUGAGAAGUAGUUGACAUUUUUUUUCUACAUCACGGUAUCAUACCAUGGAGAAGUGAUGUGUUGAUGUGGAUAUGUGGGACAUAAGCUUCGCUAGAAGUUGAAGUGACUCGGGUUAGUAUGAAAUGGGUAUUAUCAAUACAUUGUCUUCAGAUCAGAUGCACGUUUCAUAUGUUUAGUAUCUGGAUUUGGAUUAAAUGGUUUGUCAGGAAGUACUUCAGAUUGACCCCUCUUCAUUUUUUUAAAAAUACAUCACAAUAGCUGUGGAUCUUUUAGCCAGUGAUAAGAAUCUCUUAACUGAUUGGUGCAAUUGCUCUCAACUUUCAUGCACAGUAUAUUAGUAGGUCUGUUUCUCCUCUGUGAUACUGACUGAGUAAUAAACUAACUUGGCAAGUUGACAUUCAGGAAGUCGUAUGAUUUCAAAAUGAUGCUGAUGUAAGAUUGAUGCACAUAUCCUUAUAAAGGCACCAAGCCCUGAUAGUUGUCGUUCUGAAUCUACUUUGUUGUGCUAUGAUUUCCAUUAUUAUGUGGGAAUUACAAUACACAGGGAACCUACCAUCAAAGUGAUGACCAGCCUUGAAAUAAGAUUAUGAUUCCAGUUGGAAUACUUCAUUGUGCUUACAUCUACAUAAUCUCCUAAGUUAUUUGCUCUUACAGUUGGUCUUGUAAAUGUGUGUAUGUGUGUGUGUCCGUUUGUGUGUAUGUGCAUGUAUGUGUAAUUUGUCUAAUUACCAUAGUUUUGAAGGAACAAGAUACAAGGUUUUGUGUAAAGGUAAUGUUUGAAGAAAUUAAAUUCAAACAUUUUUGAAAAUGAAUAUUAAAAAAAAAAAAAAAUUAACAGCUGCACUUUUGAGCUUUCUUUAUACAAAAAAAUUUCUUUUAUACAAUUUCAAUAUGAAGAAAUAGCUAGGGCUCUUGAUUUUAAUUUUCAUAAGUGAUAUUUUAUAUGGAGACUUUGUGGAGAGUGGUGCAGUUGGAUAGAAUUUUUGUCUUAUGGUUAAAAGAAGCCUUUUCACACAAAGGGUCAUGAGGUUUGCUACUAGUGGAACACUUAUGUAAGUAUUUGAUGUGCUUUUCCUGGAGUGAAAGUUUGCUUAGUUUUGUAUUAUUAUUAUUGUGAUAAAAAUCUUGAUCACUGUGCAAUACAAAUAUGCUAUUUGUUAAUGAGUGGUGUUAACCUUAAUUAGUAACUGUGUAAGAGAUUUCUGUAAAUAUGGAGAUUGUUAUUUUUUGCAAUAUGUCAUCAUGGAUUUCUUUUAACAACCCUGUCACAGUUUCCGUAGUUUUAUCUUUUCUCCGUCAAGAUUUUCUUAGUGAAAUAAAUUUGUGAUUUCUCUUGUUUGUAUUAUAUAUAUCAGAAAUUCAGACAAAAUUUGGGUGGAACUUUUGGUCAUAAAUGUGAUGUCGUUAAUAGAAAGAAUCCAUAAGCAUAAGUAAAAAACAAAAAACAUUAUUGAAGUAGUACCUGGCCUGUAUUGUGAUCUCAACUUCAGAGGAAGACCCAGGCAGGACCCAGCUUUCUUGGGUUAAGGUGUGACUGGUUUUCAUAUCUCAAGAACUUCAAGAAAAAAAAUGAACACUAAUAUGUGUGAUAUAAGGACCUCUCUGAUUACUCAGUAGAAUUUUUGGUAAAGGUGACGUGGCCUUAGCCUCUCUUGUGCACUUGAAUAUAUGUUGCACGAACAACUCAGGGAACUUUGGCCCCUCCCCCCUCUUCCCCUACAGUUCAGUCUGCUGUCUCCCUCCAUCUUUGAUACUUUCCUGUUCCUGCCCUUAACGUUUGCCUCAUGUAACAGUGUAUCUUAUUCUCUUUUCUGCCUUUGUCUUCUGAACUCUCCAAUUUUUCUGUCUUUUUUUUUUCUGUUUUGAGAAUAACCCACCCAUCAACUAAUUUUGAGGUUUAGAUUUCUUGUAUUUGCAUUCUCAUUUCAAGGGUAAUAUGAGCAGUCCAUAUUGCCUGUGAUGAAAUAUCAGUCUGCUUUAUCUACUGCUCAGUCCCUGAUUGCAUCUCCUAACCUUCGCAACACUAAGAGCAAUAAUCAGUGAAUGAAGUAUGACAAGGCCUAGGUGCCCCAUUACAGUACCAGUUCACAUUUUGCAUUGUGUUGAUGGAGUGUUCAGUUUAUAUACCUGUUGGGUCUGUUAUUAAAGACUUGUAUAAUCCUUUCAAUAUGUGAGAAAGCAAAAUGUUUUCUCUGUCUCACUUGGUAUCAUAGUGUUUCAAAAACUUGCCAAGAUAUGGUGUUCCACUGAUGAACAGUCGGUGUCUAAAAUGCUAAAAAUAAAUAGAAAAAAAAUGAAACACAGAUGUCACUUGUACCGCAAGUCCAUGUAUAUUUUAUGUUUUAACAGCUGAUGGCAAACAUUUCCAGGGUAGAUGUUAGUGUACGAGUCUUUUGUACUUAACUGCAUAAAGUUUGUGUUCAAAAAUUAUUUACUGGACUAGUUACCAAUUAUUACACAGCAUUUUCUUAUAGUAUGUGAGGGAAAGUAAAUGACUCAUUCCCUUAAAUACACAUUUAUAUCUA
This is a messenger RNA of Penaeus chinensis, 6902 nucleotides long. RefSeq lists its product as uncharacterized. The transcript has 20 exons. Bases 22 to 3966 code for a protein of 1314 amino acids. The record is from RefSeq and is a predicted model, not a curated record. Gene Ontology annotation, biological process: protein deubiquitination. Gene Ontology annotation, molecular function: cysteine-type deubiquitinase activity. NCBI's taxonomy places the organism in Eukaryota, Metazoa, Arthropoda, Malacostraca, Decapoda, Penaeidae.